Lachancea mirantina is the source of this 1254-nucleotide messenger RNA. The record is from the annotation of a GenBank genome assembly. Lineage: Eukaryota; Fungi; Ascomycota; Saccharomycetes; Saccharomycetales; Saccharomycetaceae.
AUGAGCUCUGGGACAAAACUCAGCGAAUCUAGCACUACCGUAGUGAAAAACUAUCAAGAGGCCAUUAGAGACUUGUACAGGGAUUCCUUUCUCAAAUUUGACCAAAAACAAUACCACGAUGAGCACUUCCAGCAUACUGACUCGAAAUUAACAAGAUUUAAAACUUCAAAAGCCGGCAAUCCGGUUCUGGACUUGCAGUUCAACCGUAAAGGCAGUUUUUUGGCUUAUAGUCGUUGUGACGGGUCCAUAAAUUUUUGGAACAGGACGUCUGUUGGUACGCCUCGUCAUACGUAUGUCCAAUGUGAUCCGGACAUCAAAAUGUACACAUUGACUUGGAACCCAUCAGAUGAAUAUCAGCUGGCAACGACGUCGGGAACAGAUUCUAUAACAGUCUGGGAUGCGUUGACGGCUACUGUGUGGCGAGUUUUUGAGGUUGAGAAGGAUGCUAAGAUGAGGUUGGCUAGCUAUGAUCCGGAGGGGAAAUGGCUAGCCACAGUACUGGAACCAAAUCGCGUACAAAUGCUCGACGUCGAAAAUGAAUAUUCUUUGCUUUAUGAAUAUCGAGGCAACACUGUCACGCCAGAGAUCGAAGCACCCACUGUUGCGUCCUUGGCUUGGAACAAUGACGGUAGCAUCCUUCUGUGUGGAUACGACGACGGUAAAAUCGACGUUCUUCAAGUUAGUAGCUCCGAAAUCACAAAACUUAUCACAUUAAAUGGUCAUAUGGGAUGCAUAACGUCGAUGAGUUUUGACCCGCAAGACCGGUUCUUUGUUGUUGGUAGCGAAGACACCAUGUGUACCAUUUGGGAUUUGGAAUCUCUAUGCUGUGUACGUGUCAUUGAGGCAUGUCAGGAGCCGAUUUUGAGCAUUGACGUGAGUCGAGAUGGAUUCUGCGUUGCGAUCGUUACCGAAAAUUCAGCAAACAUCUAUUCUGCGGUCGCCGGCGAGUUAUUGUACGAGGUACCAUCGGAAUUCCUUCCAGCUACACGACUGAAAUUUGUUCCAGAUCAAGAGGAGUUUGCUUUGAGUGCAAAAGCAGGUUUGGUAACGGAGUUUGUUGUUCCCAAGGCAAUUGGCGUUUCUCGACCCUUUGCAACGGAUGUUCACAAAGAGUCGCAACUGCGCCAGAGUAAUAGAGGUCCCUCAAUAAAUAAUCGUCUCCAGCCCAAAUCGCGAUACACCGAUGAGGAAUCCAGAUUGCCUAGACGAAAUGCGAGCAACCGUCGGUCUAAUGCAAGAAAAUUUCAGCUAUAG